AUAAACAAACUCUCUCUUCACCUUCCCCGCACUGCGUUACAAAACGCCAAACCGACUUUUGACGACGGUACGCAUACGCCGGUGAAGUGACAUCUCUUCUGUAAUUCAUACAUUUCGCCGGAGGAAAUGGCGGAGGAUUUCGCCAGGUCGGUUGACCGAGGCCUGAAUCUCUCCAAGCGGAUUUACUACGGGAAGGAACCGCCGAAGAUGCCGUCGAUGGAGAGGAAGAUGCCGGCGGCGGAGAGUAACUUGCCGACGGCGCCGAUGAUGUACGCCGUGAUCACGGAGCCGGUGAUAGUGGACAAUCCGGAUAUUCCGAGCUACCAGCCGUACGUGCACGGCCGGUGCGAGCCGCCGGCGUUGAUUCCGCUUCAAAUGCACGCGGUGGCGAUGGAGGUGGACUGUUACCUGGAGACGGUGUUUGUUACGGUUAGUGGAACGUGGCGCGUGCACUGUGUCUCUGCUAGCAAAACCUGCGAUUGUCGGGUUGCCAUACCAAUGGGAGAGCAGGGUUCAGUUCUAGGUGUAUCAAUUGAAACUCCAUCAAGAUCAUAUUGCACUGAAUUGAUUACUACGGAUGAAACUGAUGAUCCAGUGAAAUUAGCCAAUGCUAAAGAUGGGUUCUUACUGAAACGACAGAUAUACACAUUAAAGGUUCCCCAGGUUGUAGGAGGAUCUGUUCUGUCUGUUAAAGUUCGUUGGUCCCAGAAAAUGUUAUACCAAGAUGGCCAAGUUUGCCUGACUAUACCUUUCAGUUUUCCACUAAAUGUCAACCCUGUUGUGAAGAAAUUGAGUAAGAAAGAAAAGAUCAUUUUGAAUGUGAACUCUGGUAGCGGAACUGUGGUCUGUUGCCAAAGUGCUAGUCACCCCUUACAGGAAUCAAACCGCUCGGGUGGAAAUAUAGGUUUCAUAUAUGAGAGUGAAGUUCCUAUGUGGUCCACAAAUGACUUCAGUUUUUCAUAUACUGUUUCUUCAGUUGAAAAUUCUUGUGGCCUGCUCCUUAAGUCUCCAUCUCGGCAUGAUUUUGAUCAGAGGAAUAUGUUUUGCUUCUAUCUUUACCCUCCACAUGACAUCCUUGGGAAGCUUUUCCGAAAGGAAAUGGUAUUUGUUGUUGAUACAAGCGCAAGCAUGCAAGGAAGCGCACUUGAGCAUGUUAAAACUGCACUACAGUCCGCUCUCUCUAAGCUUGAUCCAGAAGAUACCUUUAACAUUAUUGCUUUCAGUGAUACGAGCUUAUCGUUCUCACCAAAAAUGGAGCCAGCAACAAAGGAAACAAUUGAUAAUGCAAUUCAAUGGAUAAACCUAAAUAUUGUAGCUAAUGGAAGCACUAACUUUUCACUGCCUCUUGACCAGGCAAUGAAGAUGAUUUCUAAGUCCAAGCAUUCAAUUCCUCUUAUUUAUCUUAUUACUGAUGGGACUGUUGAAGAUGAACGAGAAAUCUGUGAAGUUAUAAGAUGCCAGCGCACAAAAGGAGGCCUGAAUAGUCCUCGGAUAUGCACAUUUGGCAUAGGUUAUUAUUGUAACCACUACUUCCUACAGAUGCUUGCAAGUAUUGGAAGAGGUUAUUAUGAUGCAGCGUUUGAUACAGAAUCAAUCAGUUCUCGGCUGGAAAGACUAUUUAGCUGUUCAUCAUCAAUCAUUCUGGCAGAUAUAAAAAUUGAUGCUCUGCAAUAUCUGGAUUCACUUGAGCUGUACCCAAAUAGUCUUCCAGAUCUGUUGUCUGGAAAUCCAUUGAUUUUGUAUGGAAGAUAUCACGGUAACUUCCCUGACAAUGUUGAAGUUAAGGGCACCUUGGCCGAUUUUAGCAAUUUUGAGAUUGGCGUGAAAGUACACAAAGUAAUGGAUGUGCCUCUUGAAAGGGUAUUUUCAGUAAGACAAAUGGGUAUGCUAACAGCUCAGGCAUGGUUGACUGGGAAGAAAGAACUUGAGAACAAGGUCAUCAGGCUAAGCUUGCAAACAGGUUUUGCUUCUGAAUAUACCAGAAUGAUUCUAGUUGAGUCUGAGAAAGGAAAGCAGAUCUCCAAACGGGAGACACUAAAAGAGGUGAUGAUGACUGAUUCGACUGUCAGGAAGAUCUUAUACCUCCGACAACUAGGCCUAGGCUUUGGCAACUUAAAGGCCACUGCUGAUAAUCUCCCCCCUGAAGCAGCAGAGCCCAAGCUGCACGAGACUUCUGAUGCAAUAUUUGCCGCUGCAGCAAACUGUUGCAGUAAGCUGGUGGACUGCUGUUGUUGCAUGUGCUUCAUUCAGUUCUGCUCCAAACUCAGCGACCGAUGUGCUGUUACGCUCACACAGCUCUGCACCGCGCUUGCAUGCUUCGAGUGCAUCAAUGUCUGCUGCGAAAUCUGUGAAUGCGACUUGUGUCAGUAACUGUAAAAUGUAUAUCAUAUCGUCUCUAAUGCAUGUUACUGACUGGCCAUAAUAAUAUGUUGUACCUACAAUAUGUGCCACUAAUGUAUGUAAAAAUACCUCGGAUAUUAAUUGUAUCUUGUCUUUUGCUAAAGAGGUGUAUGUAUGGACAACGAGCUUAUCUAUUGAUUAGUCUAUUAACCUUUCUGGUUUAA
Messenger RNA from Ipomoea triloba (trilobed morning glory), 2564 nucleotides. RefSeq lists its product as uncharacterized. The record is from RefSeq and is a predicted model, not a curated record. Lineage: Eukaryota; Viridiplantae; Streptophyta; Magnoliopsida; Solanales; Convolvulaceae. The transcript is spliced from 13 exons. The coding region runs from base 127 to 2370 and encodes 747 amino acids.